GAUGCUGCGCUGUGGAGAUCAAGGCCCGACCAAGCUUCUCUCAAUGAAGCUAGGACCGGGGAUACCACGUCGAGCGUGUUGUCGCAAGGAUAAAGAUCUGAAAACCAGGUCGUUUCUGCCUUUGUUUCGAUCCUCCUCGUUCCUCACGUUUUCUAUCAGAUAGUCGUCACCAUGAGCAACAUCGUCACCGAGAAGCCGCCCUCAGCGUCGGAGAUCGAGGCACAGCCUGGCUCCAACGGCGGACAUGGCUACGAUGCCAGCGAGAAGGUUGACUACGACCGAAUGGGCGCCAUCGACGCCGAGAAGAUCGAACAUGACAUGACUGUGCUCCAGGCCGUCAGGGCCUAUCCCGCCGCCAGCUGGUGGGCGUUCGUCAUGUCCUGCACAAUCAUCAUGGAGUCGUACUGUGUUUUCUUGAUGGGACAGUUCGUGGCCACCGCUCAGUUCGCAAAGGAUUUCGGUGUUUUCAGCACAAAAAACAACGAGUGGAUCAUCGAAGCUUCAUGGCAAUCAGCCUUCCAGUGCAGCGGACCGGUCGGCGCCUUCAUCGGUGUCUUCAUCGCAGGUCCCAUUACCAGCUGGAUCGGAUAUCGAUGGGCAACCAUUGGCGGCCUCAUGUUCCUGAACGCCUUCAUCUUCAUCUUCUAUUUCGGCAACAGCCAAGGCAUGUUUUUCGCCGCCCAGAUCCUGGAGGGUAUCCCAUGGGGUAUUUUCAUUGCCAAUGCGCCCGCUUACUGUGCCGAGAUUGUGCCGCUGAGACUGAGAGCUCCGGCGACGCAGAUGUUGCAGAUGUUCUGGGCCAUCGGUUCGAUCAUUGUCGGUGGCAUCACGUACCACUACCAGUCCAGGAAUAACUCUACAGCAUACCGAAUUCCGAUCGCGCUCCAGUGGAUGUUCCCCACGCCUCUCGCGAUCCUGCUUUUCAUCGCGCCUGAAUCGCCAUGGUGGCUUGUGCGAAAGGGCCGUCUGGCCGAGGCAGAGAAGGCCGUCAAACGCCUUGGACACGCGAGGGCGCACGACAAUUCGUCCGACACCGUCGCGAUGAUGCGUCGUACGAUCGAGCUUGAGAAGACCGAGAAGAAGCCCAGUCUGGUUGAGCUGUUCAAGGGCACCGAUCGCUACCGCACGUUGAUCGUGUGCGGUGUGUACGCCUCUCAGAAUCUGACGGGCAAUCUCAUUGCCAACCAAGCGGUCUACUUUUUCAAACAGGCGGGCAUGGCAGACAACACCGCAUUUGCACUUGGUCUCAUCACCUCAGCCCUUCAGUGGAUAAUGGUCAUGCUCUCUUGGGUCCUCACCACAUACCUUGGACGUCGCACCAUCUACGUGUACGGCCAGUUCAUAAACUGUGGGUUCUUGAUCGCGCUCGGCAUUGCGGCCUCCUUCGGCACGAGCAAGGCGGCUAGCAAUGCGCAAGCAUCGCUUGGCUUGAUCGUCUCCGUCCUUUUCUGCUUGGGUCCCGCUCCUGCCUCAUGGGUCAUCAUCGGUGAGACCUCUUCCGUUCGGCUCAGACCGCUGACAACCGGUAUUGGACGUGGUGCCUACUACCUGGUCAACAUUCCUUGCAUCUUCCUGGCCAGCUACAUGCUCAACACCGACAAGUGGAACCUGGGCGGCAAGAGUGGCUACGUUUGGGCUGGCACCGCCCUCAUCUGCUCCGUCAUGUCGUGGAUCUGGAUUCCCGAGAUGAAGCACAGAUCCUUCCGAGAAAUUGACAUUCUGUUCCAGCGUCGUGUGCCGGCUCGCAAGUGGAAGCAGACGGUCGUUGACAUCAACGACGAUCAUUAGAUGGACAUCAAUUCUCAGACAGGCUUGAGCGGCCUCAUUUGUAGAGAAAUGAGAUGUAGAGGCGACGUUCGUGCCGCUUCCAGAGACUUUUUUCGGUCAUUCGAUGAGAUUUUUUUUGUUUCAAAAAACUGUCACUAUACAUAAGGUCAUGCUGAACUCUGU
This is a messenger RNA of Verruconis gallopava, 1950 nucleotides long. RefSeq lists its product as uncharacterized. Gene Ontology annotation, biological process: carbohydrate transport; transmembrane transport. Lineage: Eukaryota; Fungi; Ascomycota; Dothideomycetes; Venturiales; Sympoventuriaceae. The coding region runs from base 172 to 1788 and encodes 538 amino acids. Gene Ontology annotation, cellular component: membrane. The transcript is spliced from 4 exons. The record is from RefSeq and is a predicted model, not a curated record. Gene Ontology annotation, molecular function: carbohydrate:proton symporter activity.